Messenger RNA from Cannabis sativa, 2247 nucleotides. Its product is annotated as pentatricopeptide repeat-containing protein At1g08070, chloroplastic. Gene Ontology annotation, molecular function: zinc ion binding; protein binding; RNA binding. The transcript has a single exon. Lineage: Eukaryota; Viridiplantae; Streptophyta; Magnoliopsida; Rosales; Cannabaceae. Gene Ontology annotation, biological process: RNA modification. The record is from RefSeq and is a predicted model, not a curated record. Bases 138 to 1961 code for a protein of 607 amino acids.
CAUUUUUAUUUUUCUAAAAUAAAAAAAUAUAUACAAUAACAAUUCUCCAUGCAAAUCACAGACACUGAAAAUGGCCUUAAGUGGUUAGAAACUUCUAAAGAUUCAACAGACAUUUCUGUGAAAUUAUUUUUCGUUAAAUGCAAUUCCAAAAUGUUAAGAGUAGAGUUGUCCGUACAGUUACCGAGUCAAUCGUCGGUGCCGAUGCCGGUAGCAAGAGAUUGGCGGAACAGAGUUGCUUAUCGCUGAUCGAAGUCUGUAACAGUCUUCCUAGAUUUUCUCAACUCCUUGCUCGAAUAAUCAAGUUGGGUUUGCGAAACAACCCACUGGUUCUCACUAAGUUCGCCGCCGUGUCUUCGGAACUUGGUGUAAUUGACUAUGCUUCUUCCUUCGUGUUCUCCAUGGAUGCCGAUUCAAGUCUCUACGACGCUUUCCUUUUCAAUACUUUCAUUCGAGCUUAUGCUCAUACUAGCAAUCUAAAGGAGAAAGCUUUGUUUGUUUACAAUUCUAUGUUUGGAUAUGGAAUUUUGCCUAAUAAAUUUACGUACCCUUUUGUUCUCAAGGCGUGCGCGGGUCUUGGAAACUUGGGUUUAGGAAAAGCGGUUCAUGGGUCAACGGUAAAGUUUGGAUUUGACGACGACGUUCAUGUUCGAAAUACCAUGAUUCACAUGUAUUGCUGUUGUGGCAGUGCUAUUGAGGAUGCACGGAAUCUGUUUGAUGAAAUGCACAAGUGUGAUUCUGUUUCGUGGAGUGCCAUGAUUGGAGGGUACGUGCGUCUGGGCUUAUCUACGGAUGCUGUUGAUGUGUUUAGGAAAAUGCAGAUUGCUGGAGUCCGACCGGAUGAGAUUACAAUGGUAUCAGUUCUUUCAGCAUGUACGGAUUUAGGUGCCCUUGAGCUUGGGAAGUGGGUUGAGUCUUAUGUUGAUAAAGAAGGGAUUCAGAGAAGCGUGGAGCUUUGUAAUGCACUCAUUGACAUGUUUGCCAAGUGUGGUGAUGUUGAUAAAGCUUUGAAAUUAUUUAGAAGAAUGAGGGAAAGAACAAUAGUUUCUUGGACUUCUGUAAUUGUUGGUUUGGCAAUGCAUGGCCGGGGUGUAGAGGCAGUUUCUUUGUUUGAGGAAAUGAUAGAAAGUGGGAUGACUCCUGAUAACGUUGCCUUUAUUGGGUUGCUUUCUGCUUGUAGUCAUUCUGGUUUAGUUGAUAAAGGAAGAGGGUAUUUCAGUUUAAUGACAGAAGACUAUGAUAUUGCUCCAAAGAUAGAACACUAUGGUUGUAUGGUGGAUAUGUUAUGCAGGGCUGGACUUGUCAAGGAAGCAGUGGAGUUCAUUCAGAAAAUGCCCUUUGAGCCCAAUUCAAUAAUCUUGCGAACUCUGGUCAAUGCUUGCCGUGCUCAUGGGGAGCUCAAGCUGGGAGAGAACAUCAGCAGAAGCUUGAUUUCAAAUGAACCGAUGCAGGAGUCCAACUAUGUACUACUUUCCAACAUUUAUGCGAAAAUGUCACACUGGGAGAAGAAAACCAAGGUAAGAGAAAUGAUGGACAAGAAAGGGAUGAAAAAGAUCCCUGGUAGCACCAUGAUUGAGCUAGAUAGUGAAAUUUAUGAGUUUGUGGCUGGCGACAAGUCACAUAAACAGUACAAAGAAAUUUAUGAGAUGGUGGAGGAGAUGAGGAGGGAGAUGAAGAGAGCUGGUCAUGUUCCUAGUACAUCAGAGGUAAUGCUAGAUAUUGAUGAAGAAGACAAGGAAGAUGCUUUGAACAGACACAGUGAAAAGCUGGCUAUUGCUUUUGCCCUCCUGAAUACACCACCAGGAACUCCUAUUCGGAUAGUAAAGAACUUGAGAGUCUGUAGUGAUUGUCAUUCUGCUACUAAGUUCAUCUCUAAGAUAUAUCAUCGAGAAAUUGUGGUGAGGGACAGAAACCGCUUUCACCAUUUCAAAGAUGGUCUCUGCUCGUGUAAAGACUUCUGGUGACAAGAUAUUCAAUAUACUUGAUGGUAUAAUAACUUUAGAUGAACAGUCUAGUAAAGGUCCCAAAGCUAGUACAGGUGGCCUUUAAAUAUAAUUUGUCUCCAAUAUUCACCUCAAAUUGAAAACCUCAAAGCUGCUGAACGUACUAACUGUUGAGGAGAAUGUAUCGAGAAUAGUUUCUGAGAAUCAAUAACUGGCCUUUCCUCAUCACGUAACACCUGCCUUUUUCUUGUUACUAGAACUUGUCACUGGUAUAUUCGUCAUUCUACAAAUAAUUCUCUUUAAUUUA